UGUGGAGAAGCCCUGGAUACCACUAAUUGAGGGAGUGAAGACGGUGCCGGCCGGCAGCCGACCGACUGCGGCUUCGUGACUGCCUCGUGACUGUCCAGACCCGAGCAGCAUGACCCUUGCGGCCUACAAGGAGAAGAUGCGGGAGCUCCCGCUGGUGUCCCUGUUCUGCUCCUGCUUCUUGGCCGACCCCCCGAACCAGUCCUCCUACACGUACGAAGGCUGGUGCGGGAGACAGUGUCGGAGGAAAGAUCAGAGCCAGCGGAAGGAGAGUGCGGACUGGAGGGAGAGAAGAGAGCAGGCUGACACGGUGGACUUGAACUGGUGUGUCAUUUCUGACAUGGAAGUCAUUGAGCUCAACAAAUGCACCUCGGGGCAGUCCUUCGAGGUCAUCCUGAAGCCGCCCUCCUUCGACGGGGUGCCCGAAUUCAAUGCAUCCCUGCCCCGGCGGCGAGACCCAUCACUGGAAGAGAUUCAGAAGAAACUGGAAGCCGCCGAGGAACGAAGGAAGUACCAGGAAGCUGAGCUGCUGAAGCACCUGGCAGAGAAACGUGAACAUGAGCGGGAGGUGAUCCAAAAAGCCAUCGAGGAAAACAACAACUUCAUCAAGAUGGCCAAGGAGAAACUGGCCCAGAAGAUGGAGUCCAAUAAGGAGAACCGAGAGGCACACCUGGCCGCCAUGUUGGAGCGGCUGCAAGAGAAGGAGCCGCCUGCUGCGCGGUGACGCCAGGGACCCGAUCGGUGGCCUCGUCCCAUGGACAAGCACGCGGAGGAGGUGCGGAAAAACAAGGAGCUGAAGGAAGAGGCCUCCAGGUAAAGCCGGAGGCCGACAGAAGUUUCCAGAACAGCCGGACAGCUCCAGCAGCUGCAGCUCCGAGGCUGCCUCGCCUCGCCCGCCGCCGCCGGCUGCUCACCCAGCACUGGGGUUUGGGGGGAGGGGGGGUGGCCAGGGGCGUUUCCUCUGCUUUUGGUGUUUGUACAUGUAAAGAAUUGAGCGGUGAAGCCAUCCUGUUUGUUUCCGGGGAACAAUGAUGGGGUGGGAGAGGGGAGAGAAGGAGACUGGGGAAGGGAGACGGAGCAGGACUCAGGGACAUUGAGAUCCUUCCCGCCGUGGACUCUGCAGAGUCAGCGUCCAGGCGCCCUGAAGAGCCGCGUUCAACCUGGGCAACGAUGCUUCCUGGUGAAGGGCAGAGCCCGGCAGGAACCUGGUGCCCAGCGUGGCCAAGGGAAGCCCAGCCAGGGGCUGAAGGGGCCAAGCUAUGCUGCCACCUGGACUGGGCAGGCUGAGAGCUGAGCUGUCUGUGUGUUAUCUGUCCACUCCUGAUCAUCACGACCAAGGAAAUCUUUAUCCCGUCUCCAGCGCCUUCUUUCUGGGACCUGUCCUUGGGAGCACUGACAGCAUGUUCUAGAAUUUGCCCGCCAGCCUUCAAAGCCUGGGUUUAAUGCUCAGAGCAGUCACAGAGCUGGGCCAUACGGGUCGACCCGCCCCACCCCUCCCCCCACCCCUCCCCCAGCUUUGGCAUCUGCUUUGGCUUCUUCUUCCUUUUAAAGCAACUUGGUGGGUUGCCUCUUACUGAAUUCAGUGCUCUGGAUCAAUGUCAAAGAAAUCCAACCCUUCUAAUAUGGUCCCCCAGGAAAAGGAAGGACUUUUUCUCACUUUGGGAGUGUGGGCUUGUAAACGAUCACAAAAAGUCAGCCAGGAGAUUACACGCUAGUGACUAGCUGAGUUAGUUCUGUUUCUGUGUCUGGAACCCCGAGCCAUGGCUGAGAAGGGGGUCCCCCUUCUUCCCAAGCUAAGUGAAGGGGAGCAGACUGAACGAACAGGGUCCGGGAAUUUCUCCCACCUUGCCAUGCACAAAGGGCCCUUUUCCGCAGCUUUGUAAAUGCGUUGCUUGGUUUUGCUUUUCCUUUCUUGCCAGUGGCACUGCAGUUUAGAAUCCUUUUCAGAGAGGAGAGAAGGCAUCAGGGAAGACUGUGCCUAUAAAGAUGAUGACGAUCAACGAAGGCUAGCAUGCAGGCAUCACUGACUAGCUAUUUGGCAAUUUUCUGGGCACUUAUUUCUGGGGUUUUGGGAUUUAUUUGCCGCACCCCCACUGUCUUCAAAGCAUCUGUUCUAAGAUUCCCCAGUCAAUGCCCAGAAUCAUGGAGAGUAUUGAUCCCUAUUUGUACUGUCUUUUCCUCUGCAUUUUAAUGAAUUAGUUGUAUUUAGGCACCGUGAUUUACAAAGCUGUUAAUAACAGAGUUUAAGGUAUUUCAUGUUCCAACUCCGUUUCCUCUACAUUCUAAAAGUGAUUCUCAAGUCCUUUAACUUAUCAAUUAGGCACAGCAAGAGCGCAAAAAUACCUCUUAAUAAACUAGAGUAAUUGUAACAAGAUCCUGAAAUAAAAGUGAUGUGAAUGUG
Sorex fumeus (smoky shrew) is the source of this 2398-nucleotide messenger RNA. RefSeq names its product stathmin 4 (gene STMN4). Gene Ontology annotation, molecular function: tubulin binding. Gene Ontology annotation, biological process: microtubule depolymerization; neuron projection development; regulation of microtubule polymerization or depolymerization. Lineage: Eukaryota; Metazoa; Chordata; Mammalia; Eulipotyphla; Soricidae. The coding region runs from base 110 to 721 and encodes 203 amino acids. The transcript is spliced from 8 exons. The record is from RefSeq and is a predicted model, not a curated record. Gene Ontology annotation, cellular component: neuron projection; cytoplasm.